Molecule: messenger RNA, 1686 nt
Organism: Durusdinium trenchii
Lineage: Eukaryota; Dinophyceae; Suessiales; Symbiodiniaceae
Source: the annotation of a GenBank genome assembly
AUGUCGCGGCGUUUUGAGCGUAGUCGGCAGCGGACUAGCACCUUGGAAGCUAUUUGCUUGCACGAAUACGUGGCCCCUGAGCGCUGGUGUGUCACAAAAGCAGAUCUGAGAUACUUGCAGCAUGAGGUGAACAAUGCCAUAAAGGAGGGUAAGCUUUCAUCGAGUUUCGAUAGCGAAGACAGUGAUAGCCUGGAUGAACCGGUCUUUGGCCCCAGCAUCUAUGUGGUGAAUGAGCAGUACAUCAAGCCAGUGACAGCGCAAGCUGGCAAGAUGAGUUGGGCCUUGAUGCUAAAUCCUGACGGUUUGGAUUGCCACCUUUUUGUAAGCCACGCUUGGCAGGAAGGCAUCUUCGAAUUUCUCUCGAAAGUGCUCACUUCGUGGCCGUCCAGAGCGCACAACGCGUGGUGUUGCAUGCUGGCGAACCCACAGAAUUUGAACAUUGGUUCCAUGUUGCAGUCGCCCAAGACCUCACCCUUCGCCUUGGCUUUGCAAGCGUCUCGCUAUGUCUUGGUGGUGCCCAAUCGCCACCAGAGCGUCUACAGUCGCCUUUGGUGCGGCUAUGAGGCCUACGUGGCUUCAGAGGAUGCAAAGAUCAUCCAAAUUGCUCGCGCCUCCACGCGCCCGUUGAUGUUCUGGACCUUGACUCGCGCCACCGCCUUGCUGGCGCUGGGUUUCCUCAUAGGCAUGAAUGUCCCAGUCCAAGCAAAGCACACCCACGCGGAAGCGGCUGGUGCCGUAACCAUUGUGGCAGCUGCAGCGGCUUUGUUCAGCGUAUGUGCACGCAGUCGAGGGCGACUAAUUGCCAAUUGUGUUGGCCUCGUGGCAUCCGCUGUCUUGGAGGGUUGGGGAAAUCCCUUUGGAAUGACUUUCAAAUACGUGUCCGGCUUCGUGGAACAUAUGAUGCACCGCGCCUGCUGGGGAGCCGUUGUGUGCUUCUUCUUUUUUGCAGAGGUGGACCGGAUACACAGCCUUCAGAUCCGCGAGGAAGCGCAGCAGCUUCGGAAAGGCUGUAAAGGCUCCAUUCGUUUCGCGUCUUGCUCCGACCUCACAGAUAUGCAGAACAUUUGGGAUGAAAUUGGAGACAAGGUUCCUGAAGUCGAUCAUGCCAUCUUCGUGCUCAUUUCAGCGGGGAUCUCGUCUCCCUCGCUUCGGAUGGCCGCAGAUCAGGGAGUGAAGAUUGAAGGAGCUGGGCAUGCUGAAAUGGCAGUGACCAUCGUGGUUUUGGGCCCUUUGCUCUUUAUGAGCAUCGCUGAGAUGGUCGGCCUAUGCUACAACCUCCUUCAUCGUGGGUUGAUUAAGUGGGAGAUUGUGCUUUUGGUUUCUACAGUGGUGGGAUUUGUGGUUCGAAUCUCCUUCGUCAUCCUCUUCUGCGUGGUCCCUGUAGACGAACGCAUGUUCUUGCUGAAGGUCAUUACAAAGCUGGUGGCCCUUCUUUGCCUACCACUUGCAUUACUCUUUGGCAUAGCCGCCCAGUAUGAUGCCAGCGAAAGCAUUCAUGCGCUGGGCAUUAUCUCCAUGUGCUCCCAUGUGACCUCGUUGCUGGGUUUCUGCUUCAGCAUGCUUGGCAUCCAAGGCACCUUGAAGCUUCCAGGUGGUCGAUGCCUGCUGCAGUUCAUCUUGGCAAGGCAAGGUGCCUUCAGAUAUGAUGAACUGCAAAGCGAGGAUUCCUUUUCGAGUGACGAGUGA